Octopus bimaculoides (California two-spot octopus) is the source of this 5471-nucleotide messenger RNA. RefSeq names its product dolichol-phosphate mannosyltransferase subunit 3. Gene Ontology annotation, biological process: GPI anchor biosynthetic process. Gene Ontology annotation, cellular component: endoplasmic reticulum membrane; dolichol-phosphate-mannose synthase complex. NCBI's taxonomy places the organism in Eukaryota, Metazoa, Mollusca, Cephalopoda, Octopoda, Octopodidae. The record is from RefSeq and is a predicted model, not a curated record.
UCUCAUUCUUCCUAUUUCAGGCUAACAAAGCCAGUGAAUGGUUCUUCGUCAUCGGAGUGAUUAUGUCAUUGUGGUCUGCUUUCCUCUUCGACCAUGACAAUGUCAUCUUCUCCAAACAAGUACGCAAUGUGGCCCUCAUGAUGCCUCUCUAUUUGAUUAUUUCCUUUGCUUGUGUGUCUCUAGGAAUCAUUGGAUAUCGUGUUGCCACAUUCAAUGACUGCAUCAAUGCUGCCUCAGAACUGAAACAGCAACUGAAAGAAGCCAGAAAAGAUCUGGAGAAAAGAGGAUUUAAGUUUGAACUGCAGUGAAGCAGGAAGGUGAUGGAUCCGUCCUUUCUUGUCCCUGCACUUCACCUUAGACGUGUCCAACCAAAGUCUAUGUCCAUCUGGCCAGACCAAUGACCUUGUUGAUCCUUUUCUAAGUUAUCCGAUGGUCGUCUCUUACAAAUGAAGAAGUUUCCUACAACUUUCUGAUGGGGGAUGGCCACCACCUCCACCAACACCACAGAAAGAAGUACAAUUUUUUUUUUUGUCUUUGUUUUUCAUUUAUUUUUCUUUAAAAAUGUCCAAAUUAUUUUCAUUCUUUUGAAAAAGUCCUUUGGGUGGUGGGUAAUGUAGUGAAGGGGGUGGAACACAUAAAAGAAUAUACGUGUGUGUGUAUGCAUGUGUAUAUAUUUAUGUAUACAUAUGUAUAUAUAUAUAUAUAAUGUAUACACGUGUGUAUAUAAUGUGUAUAUAUGUGUGUGUGUGUGUAUAUAAUGUAUAUAUAUAAUGUAUGUAUAGAUGUGUGUGUAUAAUAUAUAUAUAUGUAUACACAUGUAUGCACUUGUGUGUGCUUGUAUCAAUUUUGCAUUCGCUUAUUCUUGUGAUGGUUUCAAGUUGCCUAUUUAACCUCAUUCUCUCUCCCUCUCCACUCAUGGUUGUCCAUCCUCAUCUUUGUCUGGCUCCAACCUUCUGAGAUCUAUUUUGGUCUCUCCCCCAACCACCCCCAACGUAUGCACUGUUCACCUUUCCUCAGUCCCCCUUUUUCUACUGUCUCACUUUCUCUCUCUCUCUCUCUGCACACAGCUCCUUUCCAUUGUCCCAUGGUUUCAGGUUCAAUCCCAUUGCACGGUACCUUGACCAAAUGUCUUUUACUAUAACUUCAGGCUGUCCAAUGCCUUGCAAGUGAAAUUGGUAAAUAGUAAUUAUGUGGAAACCCAUUGGGUGCCUGUCUAUACAAUGUGUGUGUGUGUGUGUAUAUAUAUAUAUAUAUAUAAUACAUAAUGUAUGUUUAUGUCUGUUUUCUGUUACCAUUGCUUUUAAAAAUGGUGUUUUGUUUAUGUCCCUUAAGUUGUUUGACCAAUUGCGGUCAAUAUCAGACUUGUAAAUAAGGACAGGGUUUGUUCAUGUAAAUGCCCCAGCAUGACCACACUCAGAUGAUUGAGACAAGUAAGACAAUGUAUAUAUAUAUAUAUAUACAUACACACACACACACACAUUCAUACAUUGUGUAUACACACACACAUGUGUCUAUGUAAUGCUCACUCUUUUAAUGGGUUGUUACUGGAUAAUGGCCAUGCUAGAACAUCAGCUUGCAAGGCUUACUCAAUCAUAUCAAACCAUUGUAUUACUUUGAAUCUUUAUCAGUUUCUAUUUGCCACAUUGCUAAGUUAUCAGACAUAAAAGCCCGGUGGCAGAAUAGUCAUUUCUUUUCUAUAGACUGUGAACAUUAACUCAAGACAAGAAUGGGUGUGUCCAUACACUCUCAUGCACAUUUAAAGGAGUUUUGUACAGUUUCUGUCUACCAAAUUCCAUUCACAAGACUAGAAGUUGUAGUAGAAGACAUUGGUCAAAGUGCUGUACUCUGGGAUUGAACCCAUAACCACAUAAUUGUGAAUUGAGCUUCUUAACCACACAUUCUUUCCUACUCAUCCAUUGAUGAUGAUGAUGAAUCAAUUACACUCUAGUUUUUUUGUUGUUGUCUAAACUUGUUGCCACAUGAAAUCAGUGAAUAUUUUGAGAAGAGAGAGUUUGGAUUGUCUCCUUUACCCUGUUUUUUUUUUUCUUGCCGUCAUUGUUGUCAUCAUUAACUUUGAACCAUUACUGAUCUUUUUUUAUUUAAUGUGUGAGGCUCAGUUUUCCCAAGCAAGAUUUAUUUCCUCGUAGUUGUUGCCCCCUAACAUUGGCAUCUUUUUGGAGUUUUUGGUUUACAACGAAACAUCAUUUGACAGAUAUACAUUGAGGACACACAACGUUACUUCAUUGGGCAAUUGUUUAUUCCAUGUGUGUGUGUGAGAAACUUCUCUCAUUGAUGUUUUUUGUUUUUUAAUCCAUUUUGUAGAUGUAAUGGUUUUCCAAAUCCAGAUAUUUUCAAAGAAUUUUAAAAGCCAAACAACUUGGUGUAGAUUGCCUAAGUCCAUCUAGUUUAAUUAAGGAAGACAUGUGUAUAUUUAUGAGAAGUAGUUUGAUUCCGUUAAGACUCCUAGACAGUACCAGCAUAUAGUCUUGAACGCGUAAUGUUUGGGUCUGUAGUUCAACGCAUUUUUUAUUGAAGUGGAGUUUGUCGUUUUCAACUUCUCAGUUUUACUCUCUUCAGUUGUAAAUAUACCCAGACACCUUCUUCCUGUUUCUGUUGCUUCUAUUUUGAUUCCUGGCAGUUUUGGUAAUUUUAAGUUUACAAAACAAUUUUAAGAGAUCAAAACUUUUUUAAAAAUUCAGUUUUAAGGUAGAAAAGCCAAAAGUUUUAAGAUAUUGGUACUUUAAGCUGAUGGAAUAUUCAAUCUGUCUCGUUUUGUUAUUUGUUUCUGCAGGACACAGAAAACUCUUGUUUGUGAUUGCUUUUUUUUUUUUUUUAACCUCCUCUUCUAUCACAUCUGAUGUACUUGUACAACUGGAAAAUGUUGUCACAAGUACAUUUGUAUGUUUUUAUUUUUUCCUUUUUAAUGAAAUUAUGUUGGUUAAUUAACUUGCUGAAGGUAGAACUCAUGAGAUUCUGUUCUAACUUCAGUGAGUUCUAACUUUGGCUCAUGCACCUCCUUACCCAAAUCUCUUCACUUUGGAAUCCCACUCCAUUUUGAGUGAGACUGUAGGGUUGUCAGACUGACCGACAUAGUCACCAGACCGAGGCCAAAAUGACUGACCACCGAGAGUUUUGGCCUGUUAUGGUGGUGUCCACUUUGUCAACUUUACUAAAGGAAUCUGGUGCAUGAGACACGAUAAAGAGGUUGAAUGUUGUUGAGAAGUUUAAAUUCUUGUCAGGAGGAAGGAAACUGAAACACAAAUUCCUGGAUUAGCUUUCAAGUACCAACUGUCUUGCAGGGGUGGAAUAUUGUAAACUUUGGUGAAACAAACUCAUUUUUAAGGUCCAAUUAAAUAUUUAGUGCUUAGUCAAGGUUUAAUUAUUGCUGGAGAUAUUUUCGGGCUGUUGAGGUCAGCUUUGUGAUUAUCAGGUGUCAUUCUGAAUGCGUCAGCGUCAUCCUAUGUCCAUGAUGUUUUAUCACUCAUUAACCUUAAAUUUCUUAUGGUUUCAGACACAACAGAUUUGGUUAACAUCAUGAAGAAUUUCUUCAUCAAUAUUAUUAUUAUGUCCCUUAAUGAUUGAAGUUCAGCCAUUAUUAUCACUGGAUCCCUGAACCAGAUCAACUCUCCCUCUCUUCUAUUUAGGGUCUUUUGCUACUAAUAAACGUAUCUUCCUGCAUGUGUAUUGAGUUCUCCUUUGAACUGUUGUCCCAACUCCAUACUGCGUGUAUUCCUUACACAUUAUAUAAACUAUUGAACCAUUUUUUCAUCACUUCAAUAUGGCUCUAUAUUGUUCGAUUAUUAAUUUAGGAAAAUUGUCUUGAAAUCUGACAUAGAAAUCAUCAUUAUCGUUGUUGUUUAAUGGCUGCUUUCCAAAAUCUAAUUUGCAUAAUUGUAUUUGUAAUUUUGAGUGCAAAAGGUUCCUUUCUCUUUUGUGAAUAAUCAAGAAAAGAAGUUUAUUUUUUUGUUUCUUAGAUUUUUUGUGUAGUUUUUCUAAAACUGAACAGUUUUUGGUGGUUUUGGUCUCUGAUUAAUCUAAAGUCUGUCCCAUGUCUCUAAAUAUGAUAGGGGUCAGAGCUUAUCUGAAUCUUCAAGGUGCUUAGGUGUUGGCAGUAAAAGAUCACUGAAAAGGAUCUGGUCUAUUGCAGAUUUAACCCACAGCAAUCGCUGGUACUUGUUUUUUUUGUUGUGUAGACUGAAGCAUUGUGAAAUAAAAUACUUUGCUCAAAGAUAUACCUUGCUACCCAGUUCAAGAAUUGAACCCAUGUCCUAAUGAUUUGUGACCUGAACACCAUAAUCACUUGGCCGUGCAUUUGUGUUAGUAAGAAAUAAAAGAAAGAGUUUCUUCUAAGUCUUAUAAUGGUAAAACUAGAACCUUAAAAAUUUUCAAUAAGAAUUAAACUCUACCAACCUUACAUAUUGUCAUUUCCAGAAAACUAAGAGUAGGCGGGGGAGUGCAUUUACAUAUUUAAUUUAUGUAAUUGUGAUUAAUUUCACAGCAAAAGCUUUAGAUUUAAUUCAAUUUGUCUGAUACCUGCUGUGUUGUGUGUAAUAAAUGUAUAUUAAUGAUGAGCUAUUUAAAGCCAAGUAUGUUUAACCCUUUAGUGUUUAAACCGGCCAUAUCCGGCCCAAAUAUUCUACAUGUUUUAUAUUCAAACUGUCAAUAUCUAGCCUCUCACACCUAACCUACAAUGACAUUCUAAAAAUAAACUAUCACACCAUCGAAACUUCAAAGCUGUAAGAUAAUGUAUGAUUAAUUCAAAACAAUUUGAGUGAAAAAAGUAUUACAUUUAAUAGAUUAAUCUGAACACUAAAGGGUUAAUUAAGCUGUCUGGUGUAAUGACAAGCCAUUAAGUGCUUGUAAGUUGGAUAGGAAAGGCAAGAAGUAUGUCUUCUCUGAUGAUCAAUCCACCAAUUGUGAAACAGUCUGUCAGGAGACAUCCCUUUGAGUGGAGGGUGGGGAGGUCCACAAGCAGCAGAGAAGAAUUGUGUUUAUAUCCUUGUACUUAUAUAAUUGUAAUUAAUUUAACAGCAAGGGCUUUCUUAUCGGUCAAGAUUCAAUUCUGUGUCUCUUAAGUUCUGAUCUCAGACAAUUCUUGUUUUGAAUUCUUUAGAAGUUUCCUGUCAUAGAAGAAAACAAUCCUCCACUUCUCUGUUGUUUCUCUUUGUUGGUUGUGGCCAUGCUGGGAUACUACCAUAUUUAUUUAUUUAUUUAUUCAAAGACCCUCCUAACCCCACUUCUGCAUUCCAAAUGUUCCAUUCUAGAACACAUUGGUUUCUUAACCAAACCAUUGGGGGGUUCAAUCUAUGCUGUUAUUUGGUCCCUAGUGGUGUCUUAGAGAAACUAUAGAAUAUAGUCUUAAAAUCUUUCUCUCCCUCUUCAUGUAUGACAUCCCCUUUUAUUGUACCCUUUUUUGUAAGUGCCUUAAUUACAUUUUCAUCUCAACUGUGAAAAUAAAGAUGUUAAUUUUA